Aspergillus thermomutatus is the source of this 993-nucleotide messenger RNA. RefSeq lists its product as uncharacterized. The coding region runs from base 1 to 993 and encodes 330 amino acids. The transcript has a single exon. The record is from RefSeq and is a predicted model, not a curated record. NCBI's taxonomy places the organism in Eukaryota, Fungi, Ascomycota, Eurotiomycetes, Eurotiales, Aspergillaceae.
AUGCCCUCUAUUUCGGACCGGCUGACGGUGAUCAUCACAACCUCACCAGCUCCAUCAAAUCCUGCCACGGAUCUCAUUGCAUCAGUCUUAAAGUCCUUCCAGCAGCACUGCGCCGGUCUCACUGAGGCCCGGGUGGUCGUCGUCUUCGACACCUUUGAGCGCAUCACCUCACAAUUGCGUCUGAAAAAAGGCCAUGCCAGCCCAGAACUAGCUGAGAACUACGAGCUGUACAAGAACAACAUCAAGGAGUUCAUCCUGCACACGUAUCAUCAUGGCCAGGUUGUAAGCCAAACACCCGGAGAGGCCGAAUUCGGCUUCGAUGGAAGAGUCGAGCUGCUGAUUAGUCAAACCGAAAACCGUAAAAUCACAUUCAUCGAGCCUGCUGUCCGGCUGGGGUUUGGGCUGGCUGUUCGCUCGUCCCUGAGGCUUGUCGAGACGCCGUACGUCUGGGUCCAGCAGCAUGACUGGGCGCUUGUGGCGGAUAUCCCCCUCGAACCUCUGCUAGAAAUCAUGCAGGGAAGCGAGGGCGAUGACGCCGUGCCGGUGAAGUAUGUCUCUUUCCCGUCAGUACGCAUGAAGUGCUAUGCGGUCUCACCGCACGUCACCGACCAUCCAGCUCUACGGGAACUCACCACCUCCUUAAAGCGGGAUUUUGUGAUCCAGUCCGAGCCAGAAAAGAAAAUUCCUCUUACGCCACUGUUUUUCUGGUUCGAUAAACCGCAUGUUGCCUCUACGGCGCAUUAUCUGGCCCGGGUGUUCCCGACGCGGCUGGCGAUGCGUCGGGGGGAGUUCAUCGAGGAUAAGAUCGGGCAGCGGGCGAGGACGCAGAUGAAAGAAGGGCAAUGGGCCAAGUGGGCGACUUGGCUGUAUUACCCGGACGAGGGAGACUUGCUGUGCCUGCGGCAUCUGAUGGGGAGGACUUGGAGAGGGUUUGCGGGUCCAAUUAAUGUCAAGGGAGGGGAUGCUACUGUUACAGAGGAUGACCAGUCUUAA